Messenger RNA from Vanderwaltozyma polyspora DSM 70294, 558 nucleotides. RefSeq lists its product as uncharacterized. NCBI's taxonomy places the organism in Eukaryota, Fungi, Ascomycota, Saccharomycetes, Saccharomycetales, Saccharomycetaceae. Gene Ontology annotation, molecular function: thiamine pyrophosphate binding; carboxy-lyase activity. The transcript has a single exon. The coding region runs from base 1 to 558 and encodes 185 amino acids. The record is from RefSeq and is a predicted model, not a curated record.
AUGGAGACUUAUACGGAUGUGGCUUUAUUGCCUUCGUCAAUUACUGUUGCUGAGUACUUGUUUCAUAGAUUAAAACAAAUGGAUAUUAGAACUAUAUUUGGUUUACCAGGUGAAUUUAACAUGCCUUUAAUAGAUAAAUUAUACAAGAUACCUAGUCUUCGAUGGGCUGGUAAUGCUAAUGAACUUAAUGCUGCAUAUGCUGCUGAUGGUUAUGCAAGAUUAAAAAGGUUGGGUUGUCUCAUAACUACAUUUGGUGUUGGUGAGUUAUCUGCCUUAAAUGGUAUUGCAGGAUCAUUUUCUGAACAUUUAGGUAUUUUACAUGUUGUAAGGAUGCCUCCACUUCGGUUAAACCACUCAAUUGUAUUGAUCCUCUUUAGGAAUGGAGAUUACAAGUUUCCCAUGAAGGCCAGGGAUAUUCUUGUUACCCCCAGAAUUUCCCACCGGAAUUUGUGGGAUGAAAUGAUAAAGCCUAACCAAGCUUGGAUUUCAAGCGCGGGUAUAUUGGCCUACCGUUAUUGGCGGGGGUCAAAAAUUCCCAAGGGAAAGGGCGCUGAUUAA